AUGGGGAAUGUUGGAACAUCUGCCAUAUCUUUACACAAUUCACCUACCACUGACCAUUACUCUGUUGAACUGUCUGGACACCAAAGCAAUUCACCUACCACUGACCCUUACUCUGUUGAACUGUCUGGACACCAAAGCAAUUCACCUACCACUGACCCUUACUCUGUUGAACUGUCUGGACACCAAAGCAAUUCACCUACCACUGACCCUUACUCUGUUGAACUGUCUGGACACCAAAGCAAUUCACCUACCACUGACCCUUACUCUGUUGAACUGUCUGGACACCAAAGCAAUUCACCUAUCACUGACCAUUACUCUGUUGAACUGUCUGGACACCAAAGCAAUUCACCUACCACUGACCCUUACUCUGUUGAACUGUCUGGACACCAAAGCAAUUCACCUACCACUGACCCUUACUCUGUUGAACUGUCUGGACACCAAAGCAAUUCACCUACCACUGACCCUUACUCUGUUGAACUGUCUGGACACCAGGGCAAUUCACCUACCACUGACCCUUACUCUGUUGAACUGUCUGGACACCAGGGCAAUUCACCUACCACUGACCAUUACUCUGUUGAACUGUCUGGACACCAGGGCAAUUCACCUACCACUGACCAUUACUCUGUUGAACUGUCUGGACACCAGGGCAAUUCACCUACCACUGACCCUUACUCUGUUGAACUGUCUGGACACCAGGGCAAUUCACCUACCACUGACCAUUACUCUGUUGAACUGUCUGGACACCAGGGCAAUUCACCUACCACUGACCAUUACUCUGUUGAACUGUCUGGACACCAGGGCAAUUCACCUACCACUGACCAUAACUCUGUUGAACUGUCUGGACACCAGGGCAAUUCACCUACCACUGACCCUUACUCUGUUGAACUGUCUGGACACCAGACAUAUUCUAACUUUGUCAUUCCUGAACGAAACAACCAUGGAACUAACACAUUCAGUAGUUGA
Biomphalaria glabrata is the source of this 963-nucleotide messenger RNA. RefSeq lists its product as uncharacterized. The coding region runs from base 1 to 963 and encodes 320 amino acids. The transcript is spliced from 2 exons. The record is from RefSeq and is a predicted model, not a curated record. Lineage: Eukaryota; Metazoa; Mollusca; Gastropoda; Planorbidae.